AUACUGCUUUCCACUGCACGUAGUAAGCGGACCUCACACACUGAGACGUUCAGGGACGGGUUGUGUAGCAGUCACGAGAGCUGAGACGGAGACACCUUGGGUGACUUGGGAAGGGCUGGCACCCAGAGUCUUGCACCACGGCUGGACACUGCCAUUCUGGUUUGCUGUCUUGGGAUCCUCCAUGGCUAUCCUCACUGGCCUCUUGGGCCCCUUGGCCCAUGUCAGCAGAGCAUUCAGCCAGCGCUACUUCAGCACCUCUGGGAACCUUGGCGCGAUCCAGAAGAUGACUCGGGUGCGCGUGGUGGACAAUAGCGCCCUGGGGACCACCCCGUACCAUCGGCCUCCUCGGUGCAUCCAAGUCUAUAACAAAAGUGGGGUGGGCAAGGUGGGCGACCAGAUCCUGCUGGCCAUCAGGGGCCAGAAGAAGAGAGCACUCAUUGUGGGGCACCGCAUGCCUGGCCCCCCAAUGACCCCCAAGUUUGACUCCAACAAUGUGGUCCUCAUUGAGGACAACGGGAACCCUGUGGGGACUCGAAUUAAAAUACCUAUCCCAAGCAGCCUUCGCAAGAAAGAAGGAGAGUAUUCCAAGGUAUUGGCCAUUGCUCAGAACUUUGUGUGAGCAGAGCGGCUCUGAGCGAGCAGCCAUUCCUUUCACACAGUGACAAUGUUUUGGAACAGAAUAAAUAUCUUAAUGUGUUUUCCUCC
Molecule: messenger RNA, 705 nt
Organism: Meriones unguiculatus (Mongolian gerbil)
Lineage: Eukaryota; Metazoa; Chordata; Mammalia; Rodentia; Muridae
Gene: Mrpl14
Product: mitochondrial ribosomal protein L14
Exons: 3
Coding region: 182-619 (145 amino acids)
Biological process (GO): translation
Cellular component (GO): ribosome; mitochondrion
Molecular function (GO): structural constituent of ribosome
Source: RefSeq, a predicted model, not a curated record